UGUUCCACUGAGUGCAAAAUCCUCAUCACCUACCAUACUUUAUGCAGGGAAUAGUUGAUGAUAUGGAGGACGUAUCUUUGGAUUUUGGGGCAGAAGAAGAAGAGUUGGCAUUAAGAAAAACAACAAUCAGACAUCCCAUUGCAUCAUUUUUUCAUCUGUUUUUUCGAAUAAGUGCUAUUAUUAUCUAUUUGUUUUGUGACUGGUUCAGCAAGAGUUUUGUUGCCUGCUUUGUUGUCAUCAUAAUUCUUCUUUCCUGUGACUUUUGGUCAGUCAAGAAUAUUACAGGGAGGUUAUUGGUGGGAUUGCGGUGGUGGAAUCAAAUCAGUUAAGAUGGGAGAAGUCACUGGGUCUUUGAAGCAAACAAUACCUCUACCAAUAAGAACUCAUCAACAGAAGCUGAAGCUCGAAUAUUUUGGUUAGGUCUCAUCAUCUGCCCACUGAUUUGGACAGUUAUUCUUCUUCAGUACACUUUUUUUCUUUAAAAGUGAAAUGGAUGUCUUUGGUCAUCACU
Molecule: messenger RNA, 511 nt
Organism: Polypterus senegalus (gray bichir)
Lineage: Eukaryota; Metazoa; Chordata; Cladistia; Polypteriformes; Polypteridae
Product: Golgi apparatus membrane protein TVP23 homolog A-like
Exons: 1
Biological process (GO): protein secretion; vesicle-mediated transport
Cellular component (GO): Golgi membrane
Source: RefSeq, a predicted model, not a curated record